Molecule: messenger RNA, 3189 nt
Organism: Rhincodon typus (whale shark)
Lineage: Eukaryota; Metazoa; Chordata; Chondrichthyes; Orectolobiformes; Rhincodontidae
Gene: dtymk
Product: deoxythymidylate kinase (thymidylate kinase)
Exons: 5
Coding region: 31-669 (212 amino acids)
Biological process (GO): dUDP biosynthetic process; dTDP biosynthetic process; dTTP biosynthetic process
Cellular component (GO): mitochondrion; cytoplasm; cytosol
Molecular function (GO): ATP binding; dTMP kinase activity
Source: RefSeq, a predicted model, not a curated record
CGGCGGGAAGUGAAUACAUCGCUGCGGAACAUGGCUGCUAAGCGUGGAGCUCUAGUGGUGUUGGAGGGAAUAGAUCGAUCCGGGAAAAGCACCCAGUGCAGGAAGCUACAACAGGCUCUGCGGGCGGAGGGCUAUGCCACGGAGGUCUUGCAAUUCCCGGACAGAAGCACCGAAAUCGGCGGCCUGAUCAGCUCCUACCUGGAGAAGACGAGUAAUAUCGAGGAUCACACUGUGCAUCUGCUGUUUGCUGCCAACAGAUGGGAACGAAUGCCACACAUUAAAGAAAAAUUACAACAAGGGGUCACUCUCAUUGUGGAUAGAUAUGCAUUUUCUGGAGUUGCAUUCACUAGUGCGAAACCAGAUUUCAGAUUGGAAUGGUGCAAACAACCAGACAUAGGUAUUCCAAAGCCUGAUGUAAUCCUGUUUCUUCAUCUUCACCCUUUGACGGCUGUGAAGCGAGGGGGCUAUGGCAAUGAGCGGUAUGAAAACAUUACCUUCCAGGAGUCAGUACUUAAGCAGUUUGAAGAGUUGAUGAAAGAUGAGACCUUAAACUGGAAGAAGUUAGAUGCUUCUCAAAGUGUUGAAGAUUUACACCAGGAAAUACUGUCUCAGGUGAAGAAAACCAUCAGUAAAGUUGGUGAGGAGCCUAUCGGAGAACUCUGGAAAUAAAAUGCUUCUUCCUGCACAGAGGGUGAGAUUUGGGAGAGUGGAAAUGAAAGAGAUCAUUGCACCCACUUUGUAUUCAAUUCUGUGUUCAUCCAUUUGCAUGUAUUCUUAAAUCAGCUGCUGUGGAAAUUCAAGUUUCUGCAUUCAAGCGGAAUGUUCAAAGAGGUCAGUUCAGCCCCUUUUUCUGAAAAGUAGUCAUUAGUAAUAUAUUAGCAAAAUAAAACUGUUUAUAAUUUGGUCACCAGUCUCCUUCAUUUACUUGAGUCAUCCUGAUUGUUCGGAUGAAAGCUACUUCACAUCUGGAUCUGAUGACCUUCAAUCAUUCAGAUUCCCAGCAUUGGAUCCCACAGAGCAAGGAGGAGCAGGUGCCCUGCCAAAUUGGGGAAAUAAGCCUUUUCCUCUUUCCAGCGUCAGUGACCUCGAGCCCCUUCCUUCUCCCUCUUCCUAUGGUCUUCCCCCGAGCCAGUGUUGCUUGUGAAACAUAAACCAUCUUUCGCACAGAAAAAAAAUGGCAGUGACUAUUGCUGUUCCUGAGAUGGGUAGAGAUUAGUUGUCUGGUUCUAGUCAUCAGCCUGGGGGAAAACAAAUCUGUAUCCACCCUGUCAUAGUUUGUAAGAAUGUUGUAAGUUUCAGUGAGAUCCCCUCAUUCUUAAAACUCCAGAGAAUACAGUCACCAAGGCUUAUAGUACUUGCUCCAUCAAAAUUUGAAUUUCUCUUCUGCAAAUUCAGCAGUGCUAAAUUUCAAAUCUGAGAUUAGAUUUUUUGCUAAUCAAAAGCAAGGAGGUUAUGGGCAAAAGCAAGAAUAUGGCGUUUGAUCCCUGAUCAGAUAACAGUUGAUUGAGUGGCAGAACAGGUUUAACAGGCUAAAUGACUUGCAUCUGUUCAACUGUUUCUUGAGUGGUGGACUCAGUGUUUUGCUCUGCAUUUAGCCUUACUGACUCACAGCAGCAUCUACUAUGAACAACUCCUCACAGCCGUGUUUAUUUCCCCCUCCUCCCCAUCCAAAGACAGAGUCGUUCAGCCCAUUGAUUCUACCAUACCAUUCUAGAUCUCCAUGCCAUUUGCCUGCUCUUGAUUGUUUAAUUUUAUUUGCCUCCAGAAAUCUAUUAAUUCCAUCUCAAACUUGCUGAAUGACUGGCUGAGUUUCCACAGCUCUGAGGUAGAGAAUUCACCAUCUUUUUAGUGAAUUAAUUUCUACUCAUCUCAGUUUUAAAAGGUCCGCCAUUAUGCUGUGAUUAUGUCCCUUCAUUCUAAAGUCACCAGCCAGUUGUAACAUGAUGCUGUGUUCUGGUAUAAUAAUUGUUCAUAUUGUAAAGUGUGGUUACAUUUUGUGCAGAUGGUGGUAGCUCACGUUGUGUCACUUCAAUACUUUGCACUAAAUUGGUAAUCAGUGGCACACAAGAUUGCAAGUUACAUUCAUGGGAUGUACAGGUCUUUGACAAAUAACUGACUACACCUUGAAACUAAUUAUUGUGAUAAAGUGUUCGAUUUAUAUAAAAAAUAUAUUUCAGUAUCACUUAUUUUAAGAGUUUGGAUUAGCAGCAUGAUCUUGGUCUAUGUGGAUGAGGGGAUUUAGUGAUUAACGAGUAUUUGGAAUUUUUUUUCAAAAAACAAAUGUAUAGAUUCCCUUGAGUGAUAAUUGGAAUUUGUUUGUAUUGCAAGAGUUUCAUGAGUAAACAUUGAAAAGCAUUAACUCAGAAGGAUCAGGAUUUGAUUUUUUUCUGCUUCGGGAAAAACAAAACUUGAAGCGUUUGUUUCAGUUCAGAAAUACUGGUUGAAAAGGAAGGAAAGGAAUUAGUUCAAGAAAGUUUGAAACUUUCAAAUGCAAUCCUUUACACUGAUGUAACCGGUUUCCUGAGCAGACAUAUUUGGUUAGAAUACUGAAGGGGUUAUUCGAAGCUGAGAAUGGCUGAGGAACUCAUAGAAUCAUAGAAUCCCUACAGUGCGGAAACAGGCCCUUCGGCCCAACAAGUCAACGCCGAACCUUGUCGCAUCCCACCCAGACCUAUCCUCCUAUAACCCAAUUAAGCUACACAUCCCUGAACACUACGGGCAAUUUAGCAUGGCCAAUCCACCUAACCUGCACAUCUUUGGACUGUGGGAGGAAACUGGAGCACCUGGAGGAAACCCACACACAGUCGGCUGAGGGUGGAAUUGAACCUGGGUCCCUGGCGCUGUGAGGCAGCAGUGCUAACUACUGAGCCACCGUGCCGCCCCUCAACUCAGUUGUAUGAAAGGUCAAGGAAAUUGAAAAGAACAGUUAGGUGAAGCCUAGAGAUGUGAUUGUGAAAGGAAUUCUCUAGUAUUUUAGCACUGCAAAUGCAUACUGAUGGGAUAAAUAGAAUAUUGUACUUCUAACUGUUUCAAAAAUCUUUCAAAUGAUCAAACAAAUAGCUUGGCUUACUCUAUUUUAGAUCUUUUCUUCUGUGAAAUAGAGAGUUAUUGUUAAAACUAAAACUCCAGCAAUGUCAGUGUUUCAGUGAAAGAGCUUAUUAAAUAAAAAUAAAUAAUCUAUCAAGCCAA